AUGGAACCGCUGUCAGCCAGACGAGUCUCUUGCAGGCAUGCGAUGUCAGUGCCCAGUCUUGAGAGUUCCCUGUCCAUGACCGCGGUCAUUCGAGCAUCGUCGAUCUGUUGGAUGUUAUCUGCGAGUCCAGGGCGCAUAGUCCGGGCGUUCCAGCUAGCAAACCGAAGAGCUGGAGUCUUCGUGUUUCUUUCUUUCCUGACUGGUACGGGAUUUACAGCUUGCUUGUCAGGAGAAUCAGUCCCUACACACACAGUAGAGCAGGCAAGCUGUGGCGGGACAGAACCUUACUGGCUGGGGGAUGCCCAGCUUGAGGCGGGCGGUAGCUGUCCAGUGAGACGCGAUGAUCUCUCCCACCGACGGAGAAAACAGCGAGAACACCGGAAAGAAGCUUCUGUGAUUCUUAAUUACAGAGAGCAUCAUUAUGAGCAAGAAAACAAUUUUAAUUUGUGCAGCUUCAGUCUUCAGUCUUAUCAAGUGGGGCUUAUUUACAACAAAAUUACCCGAAAUUUAAAUAAUAACCCUCAGACUGAAGGCCUUCACAUUGGGCCUCCUGGAUAUGAAUUCAUUAUUUUUCCAAAUGUCUAUGAAACAAUGAUCUUUGAUGAUCUUCAGUGCCUUAAUCUUAAUGGUGUCCGAAUUAUACUUGAUGUGACAUGCCAAUUUAAAAUCCAAGUGCCCCACAUGAAAAAAGUUGUAAUGGAAUUUCGGAAUUUUGAUAGAUUCAAACAAGUCUUGAAAUAUAUGGGAAUUGCAGCCAUUCAUGAAGCAUGCAGCAAUUUCACAACUGCCCAGUUCCAAGAAGUCCGUGAAGCUUUUCAGUUUACUGUUAGAAAUAAAAUUGAAGAAAGAUUCAACAGUGUCCAUGCUGAUGUCUCGGGAAUACAAGUGAAUAAUAUCCAGCGUCCUCAUGCUUAUGAAAAAGCUAUCCGAGAUAAAGAAAGAGCCAGAGAAGACAUUCUUGUGGCCCAACAAGAACAGCCGAAAAAAUUGACUGCUGCUCGAACAAAGGAGAAGGAAGCCAAGACUCAGUACAACAUUAUUGUUGAAAAAGCCCAGUCAGAUGCAAGGAUAAAACUAAAACAGGCUCAGGCUGAGGUUGACUCCAUUUCAUUCCAGAAUUUGAAUUUACGAGAAUCUACCACAGUCUGUUAUCUAUCUGUCAUUUUGUUCAUUAUCUAUCUAUCUAUCUAUCUAUCUAUCUAUCUAUCUAUCUUGGUCUGUUCAGAUCUAUCUAUCUAUCUAUCUAUCUAUCUAUCUAUCUAUCUAUCUAUCUAUCUAUCUUGGUCUGUUCUAUCUAUCUAUCUAUCUAUCUAUCUAUCUAUCUAUCUAUCUAUCUCAUUUUCUGAUGUCUAUCUAUCUAUCUAUCCAUCUAUCUAUCUAUCUAUCUAUCUUGGUCUUCAUCUAUCUAUCUAUCUAUCUAUCUAUCUAUCUAUCUAUCUAUCCCAACUCUGUCUAUCUAUCUAUCUAUCUAUCUAUCUAUCUAUCUAUCUUGCAUCUAUCUAUCUAUCUAUCUAUCUUCCAUCUAUCUAUCCAUCUAUCUAUCUCAGUUUUCUGACGUCCAUCCAUCCAUCUAUCUAUCUAUCCAUCUAUCUAUCUAUCUAUCUAUCUAUCUAUCUAUCUUGGUCUGUUCAGAUCUAUCUAUCUAUCUAUCUAUCUAUCUAUCUAUCUAUCUAUCUUGGUCUGUUCAGAUCUAUCUAUCUAUCUAUCUAUCUAUCUAUCUAUCUAUCUAUCUAUCUAUCUAUCUAUCUCUGCUCAGUAUCUAUCUAUCUAUCUAUCUAUCUAUCUAUCUAUCUAUCUAUCUAUCUAUCUAUCUAUCUAUCUCAGUUUUCUGAUGUCUAUCUAUCUAUCUAUCUAUCUAUCUAUCUAUCUAUCUAUCUAUCUUGGUCUGUUCAGAUCUAUCUAUCUAUCUAUCUAUCUAUCUAUCUAUCUAUCUAUCUAUCUAUCUAUCUUGGUCUGUUCAGAUCUAUCUAUCUAUCUAUCUAUCUAUCUAUCUAUCUAUCUAUCUCCGAUUCAAUAUAUAUCCAUUUACAUAUCUACCUUGUGAGACUGACUAAAACAGGGAAAUUUCAAUCUAUUGAUAAUACUUGA
This is a messenger RNA of Acanthosepion pharaonis, 2088 nucleotides long. The record is from the annotation of a GenBank genome assembly. NCBI's taxonomy places the organism in Eukaryota, Metazoa, Mollusca, Cephalopoda, Sepiida, Sepiidae.